Molecule: messenger RNA, 5025 nt
Organism: Hyposmocoma kahamanoa
Lineage: Eukaryota; Metazoa; Arthropoda; Insecta; Lepidoptera; Cosmopterigidae
Gene: PIG-G
Product: GPI ethanolamine phosphate transferase 2
Exons: 13
Coding region: 215-3307 (1030 amino acids)
Biological process (GO): GPI anchor biosynthetic process
Cellular component (GO): endoplasmic reticulum membrane
Source: RefSeq, a predicted model, not a curated record
CUGCCGAUAAAGUCUAUGCCGAUACCAAUGGUAACUUGAGGGAAAUUGUAAAGGGAACGUACUAAUUACUCAAUGCCGGUUGGAGUUGUAGUGGAUAGCAUGCACUUUGAAAUUAGACACGAAAGUGUGUGUCUCGUAGAAACCUUUUUAUAAUAGAGAAAAAAUUGCCUUUGCACCGUGAAGGAAAGACGUGAUUCUCCACUGUAUUGUGAACAUGUUGCCGUGGCUCGAGCACCGAUGGACAGGCCUCGGCCUGCUCGUUAUGACGCUAGGAGCCUUAAUUUUGUUCUUUUUUGGAUUUUUCCCAUUAAAAUAUCAUACGGGAAAAUUGGCUCAUAUGGAUGAUCUCCCCAAUUUUAUUGAUGAUAUCAGUAUUGAUGGUCAUCAAGUAUACAAUUCAGGAGAAAACAGCGUAAUUUUAAUGGUGAUAGACGGCCUACGCUACGACUUUGCAUCAGAACAGUACAUGCCAUUUGUUGGACAACUCUUGAAAAAUAAAUCUGCAUGUAUUCAUGUGUCAGUUGCUGAGCCUCCUACUGUGACCAUGCCAAGGAUCAAGUCACCGGAGAGAAAGACAGAAAAGGCACAGUGGAGGCGCACAAUAAACUUCUGGCGGGACGUUUUCGCUAUGAUGACCGGCAGUGUGUCAACAUUCGCCGAUGUUGCUUUAAACUUCGGUGCGCCAGCCGUAAAAGGCGACAGCGUACUUCGAGUAGCACGUUCUAGAGGCCUACGCACAGUUAUGUAUGGGGAUGACACGUGGCUCAGAUUGUUCCCAGGGCUUUGGGUUGAGUAUGAUGGCACCACUUCCUUUUACGUAACUGACUACACCGAGGUAGACAACAACGUAACCAGACAUCUAGACAAAAUAUUAGCUCCAGAUGAGACUAAAAAACCUAACUUCGACUUCCUAGUCCUACACUAUUUAGGACUAGAUCACAUAGGUCACCUAGAAGGAGCUAGAAGUCCUAAAAUCGCACCCAAGUUAAUCGAAAUGGACAAUGUCGUUAAGAAAAUUUAUACGGCUAUGCAGAAAUGGGAUCGUACAGGAGUACUGUUUAUAUGUGGCGACCACGGCAUGCGAGACGCCGGUGGCCAUGGCGGAGCCACCCCAGCAGAGGUCCUCGUGCCGCUUGUUGUCAUCAAGAGUAAGAACUUCGUUUGCCCGCAUCCAGUCGGCCCAGGGCCCACAGUAGCGCAGGUAGACGUAGCCCCAACCAUAGCCUGGUUAUUAAACGCCCCACUGCCCGGAGAGAGCACCGGCCGGAUAUUACCCUCGCUACUACCGGAUGAUAUAAGGCAACAUUUAUAUCUUUUGCAUGUUGUCGCUUCACAUAACGCAAAACUCCCGGGUUUGCCUACUGAUAGAGAAUUCUAUAAACAAUUCAAACGAGCAGUGGAACACUUCGCUCUAUACCUCGUCACCAACAGUCGUGGCCCGGCGACGACAGCUAAGGAGUUCUAUGAAGAGUCGUUGGAAGAAAUGACCAAGUACCUUACGGAGACCACAGUCAGCUUUGACAUGUUUGCUAUUGCGAUUGGGCUCUUUUUGCUUUAUGCUCUAACUACAGCACUUCUCUGCGUAACACUCUACUCCCUCCAACCAGAAAAUCAACGCAAACUAAGCAACACACACACUCACCGACGAUCCUCCUUAGGAAGCAUAAUCGCCUUCGUCAUAAUGCUUGCUAUUGUCACUUUCAUACUAACUGUCAGUUGUUUUAUCACCGAAACUAAAAGCCAAGUAUGCUCUUUCGAUUCACUAUGGUCACUAGUCUUUAUGUCUAUAGCCAUAGCGUUCACUAUGAGCUACUUUAUAAUAAAAAGUGGCGUAGAAAAAACUCAAGAAUUGUCAAGUUUGAAAUAUUUAAACAUAAUUGAUUAUUUACUUAUUGGAGGAACUUUAUUUCAUGCCUGGUCCUUCUUUGGUACUAGUUUUAUAGAAGAAGAACAUAUGACUUGGUACUUCCUAUGGAAUACGUUAAUGUUCUUCUUGUUAAUAAGGACUAUAGUUGUUGUGGUGAUGUAUUUGAAUAAAAGGUUGGUGGGGGCGACAGAGGUGCAGGAAAAAUCGGAGUUGCACGAGCGUAUGUGCAUCGUCGGUGUUGGUAUUUUGCCGAAAUGGAUCUUAUUGAUUGGAUUGCAUAGAUACUUAAGAACAAUGAAUCAAACUGGUGAUAGAUGGCUGUUUUUACCCGAUACAGCGGACUGGUUGAAUAAUCCUGAAAACUCUUUCUAUCUACAAGCGCAUCUUGUAAUAGGAAUCCUACUCACUAUGGCAAUAUGUCUCUACAACCUACGUCACCUGAACAACAUAAUGCAAAUGCAAUCCGCCUUGACAGUCGUAGCCACAGCGCUCAUUCUAAUUUAUCGAAUAUCAACAAAAGCUCUCUACACGCCUAUCGAAGAAAUGAAAACGUGGGACACGGUCAUUAUUGUCAACAUUAUCUGGGGUUUACUAGCCGCCCAAUUUAUAUUCGAAGUUCUAAGCUACACAGGCGUUUUAAAAAUAAUCAAUUUCGAUCCAUCAGUGAAGUACAACAACAAAUUUGUUUACAACAAACCUAAAGCGAAAACUGAAGAUUAUCAUUACGAUCCAAUAAUCGAAGAACCGUGGAAUUUAGAAGAAGUCAAAUUAAAUCUCGCUAGAUCUCUUUCCCAUUUAUUGUUAAACCAUUUAAUGUUGAUUAUAAUUCUUUUAAUGAGACCUCAUAAUGUGAUAAUGGUACCGAGUGUUUAUAUCACUUGUAUGCUAACGUCAAAAUUAAUGGACCAUAAGCUGUUGGAUAAUAAACCUGGGAAAAGAACAGAAGUCGUAGACACAUUAAGUCAAACGUUAGUGCAUCUGUGGAUUGGGUUCUUAUUCUUUUUUUAUCAGGGCAAUUCCAACAGUCUAGCAUCCGUAGACCUCGGGUCAGGCUACGUAGGUCUACGCGAGUACAGCCCAGUAAGUGUCGCGCUACGUAUGGGCCUACACGCAUACGCAGGCCCUACACUAGCUGGAGCUACUCUAUUCUGUAGCGUUGCUACUCAGGCGCAAACUUGGCAGCAGUACUUACAAUCAGUAUGGCGUGUAACGAACAUAUACGCGCUCCAUCGUGCCUACUGCGUCACUAUAUACUGCAUUAUAGCUGCAAUAUUCAGGCACCAUCUUUACGUUUGGACAGUAUUCUCACCAAAACUAUUAUACGACUUUGUAGCCACAGUAUUUUCCAUACAAGCCUUGUUAACUAUAGCUGAGAUUAUUAUUUUUACUUCUUUUGCUAGUUGGUUAGCGAAAACGGUGACUUUUAAGACGAAACUGUGAUAUUAGUUAGAACUGUGGAGUUAGUUAGAUUUUUCAUUGUGAUGGAUGUAAUGCGUUUGAUGUGUGAGCUUACACUAAGUAUAAUUAGUAGACCAUCGUAAUUUUAUACAAUUUUGAAGUACACACAUUACCACGUUUUUUAUGAUGGUAAGCGACACGUCUGUCCUGCGACACAUGUCUGAUUUAAUGGUCUGAGUGGCUCUGCAAUUGCUAUCAUUUGCAGUGCUACUUAGAGCAUUAAAUCGCAAAGGUUCGAAGGCACUACCACUGCGGCCGUCACCCUGAGACAUAAGUUGACAAAUCCAAUGUGCCUGAUAUUUCACCAGGGUGCUGAUUUUGAUUCAAAUACGAAUGGAGUCGAUCCGAUCGGCUAGUCUCGGAAUCAGAUGGGUUUCUGGGCGAGAAGAUGAACCUGAUUCCUGUUAUAUCUUUCUAGUUUGUAAGUUAAAUCAACUAUUGUUCCGAUUAGAAAUGUCAAAAGUUUCCGAUCAGCCAAUUGUGAAUCGCAAUUAUGCGCCUCGACUCGGAAAAGACGUAGCUUCCGAUCGGGAUAGGUAAUCAAAAUCAAGCUGCAGCACCUUUACCUUUCAAAACCGGAACACAGUAAAGCUCACAUUACCGUUUGGCGACAGAAAUAGAUAAGGUGGCAGUACUUUGUACUCUUUCACAAGGCGCUCUACUUCUAUUUACUAUUUUAUCCAAUCAUUGGUAUUAGCAGAAAUUGGAGCAACAAUAGUUCACAUAGAUUUAACAGUACGCGGUUGACUUUGUGUCAUAUACAGUCUGUCUUUAUUGAAAAUGGAGUGAAAUUACAUUUGUGGCAACCCUACAAAGUUUUCAUAAAAUAUUAAACAGUCAUACACUUGCUAGCAACAGUCUUAUCGAUAGAUUGUGAAAGGAGAUAAAAUUUUACCAAAAAUGUCUGAUAUGUGAAUGUUACAACGUUCUAAUGAUUGCUAAUUGCGUUAUUGCCGUCUUCAUUCUUAUUUUGCCAGCUGGUAUACUGGCAUCAGACUAAAAAAAAGCGAAAAAGAGCUGUCGGGUGUGAAGCAUGCUCCAGCUUCAGUUUCGAAAUAACGUAUUCCGUUUAUCUGAACCAAAUGAAAUAAACCCAGCGCUGAACCUACAAAUGUCAAUUAGCUAGUCAUCCCUUAAUAAAUAACUCAAGCAUGAGCUCAAACGCAUUCGCAAUCACGGAGUCUUGUUAAGUUUUUAAUUGUUACACCAAAGAGUGAUCUUACUUGUAGCUUUAUGAAAUGAAAAGCAAUUGCACGAUUUACAAAGAAUUGGGUGUAACACGGGCGUAUCACGUAAAAGUGAGAUUCAAGAAAAUUGAAAAUAAAGUUUUAAUGUCUUAUAUCUUUUUAAUAUAUAUAAUAUGACUCUCAUAUACUUUACUAUUCAUUUGUCCUAAGAUUUAGCUAUUUAAGCUAUUCAGGUGUUAUUAUUAUUUUAAAACUAUUAGGAACACAUUUUGAGUACCGAGCGCCCUUGUUGUUCCCAAUGCUUCAAUUAAGACUUGUUCUAAUUUGCAGAGCAAAAUGGCGGUGUACGUCAAAAUUACUAUACUUGUGAAAAUUACUUCAUUAGCUUCAUAUAGCUGAACGAAUAGCUCGCGUGUGCUUAUAUAGACCAUUUCUAGCAAAUACUUGAAGUUAUUGGAAAACCAGCAUAAUAUUUUUUUUAUGUUAUUUGCAUAUCUAAAAGUUCCUUUCUCU